Pseudo-nitzschia multistriata is the source of this 1617-nucleotide messenger RNA. The record is from the annotation of a GenBank genome assembly. Lineage: Eukaryota; Bacillariophyta; Bacillariophyceae; Bacillariales; Bacillariaceae.
CGAUUGMUAUCGAUAAAAAUUCGAAUUCUUCGUUACAGAUUCAGCUAGCAUUGCUACCAUGGCGAAGGAUAAGGACAAAGACGCGGCCGCCGUGAAGAUUCAGGCACUUGCCCGUGGCCGCCGAGACCGCAAGAAAGUCGAUGGGCUCCUCCAAGGGCUUAUCGAAAGCCUAAUGGCAUCCAAGGAAGGAAAAAAGAAAUCAGGAAAGAAAUCGAAAUCCAAACCAAAGACCAAGAAAAAGGAAAAGAAGGAGAAAAAGAAGUCGGCUUGGUGCUGCAAAGGCGACGUAAGCGCCGUCGAAGAAGAAAUUAUCGAGGUAGUUGAAAUUGUUACCGUCGUGGAUAGCAAGCCAGAAACAACAYCCAAGGAAUCCACAGCAAAGACCUCUGUACCRGCGMRAGGURCAGCCGCCCCAAAGGYGCSCACGCCAAAGGUUUCCGAAUUCGAUCGCUACAACCAACAACAAAAACAAGAACAGGCCGCCAGAGCGAUGGCGAGGCCACCGGGGCUAAAGCCCACAAAAUCGUGGAGGGAACCACCUUCGGGGGGAAAAGCUGCCCGGCCCGAAUGGAUGGAAAAGGCAAAGUCCUUUCGGGACGCAUCGGAGAAAUCGGCCGCGUCGUCGACGGCGGCGGCCUCCAAGGGUCCGGUCGACCCCAGGAAGCCGCCUCCCCCGAAACCUCAGGGAAAGCACAAGAGCGCCCUCGUGAACCGCUACCUCGAGGCCGCGGCGAGGCAAAACGAGGGCGAGAAAAAGAAUGAGRACGAGGCAUCCAAAAUAAUCGAGACGCGAAACCUGGAAGAAGAGAAGGCCAAAAAGGAAGAAGAGGACGCCAAAAGGGAAGAAGAAGAGAAGGCMAAGGCUGCCGAAAUCGAGGCGGAUCGGGCAAAGAACGCGGGCAAGAAAAAAUGGAAGGGCAAKACGACUGCCUACCAGAACCACCCUCCGAACGUCCCCAAGCCGUGGGAAAAGAAAKCUAAGCAACCGCCGGGUUCGGAAGUCCCGUCCGGGUCCUCCGACGCGGAUGUAGCCGCAAAGCCCCGGGAGCCGGUGCCAGAAGGCGGCGACGCCAAAGACAAGGUGGCUUCUCUCAACGACAAUCUCAUGAACAAAACAUCGGARACGACCACCGGAAMAAUGACGAUGUCGACGCUGUCUCCACCCUCUGGAUAUGACGAGAGCCAGGGGCUACCRCUGUGGUGGAUGCAACUCGUUCCGCACAACACAAACCACAAGGGGAACACUGGGUCCGCCAAGGGAAAGAACAAGGUCAUAUAYAAAAUCGACAAGAAUCAUCCCCCGGCAAAGAGGGCGAAACUUCAGGCCAUUUCGGAGGGCGACGAACCCGAAGCACCCAAAACGACGUCGAACCGAAGUGCUCCGGCGUCUUCGUCUCGUAAGAAAAAGUCCGGGAUUUUUGCCAAGUGGUUCUCUCGCCCCCGCAGGCGCUCGAUGGGGGAAUUCUAACCACAUCGACACCGACCAUCGUCCGGGGAUCUAUUAGGCGCCGAAAGAUGUGGUAGUGUUUUCCUCUCCGGAARCCGUGAUGCCGGCGAGGGCGAUCACACAUGCAGUGCCGUCUGUGAGCAGCAGUAGAAUCAAUGCCACUGAMAAAU